AUGGGUCGACGUAAACUUACGAUCGCAGAAGUAGAGGUUUCUAAGCAAAACAGACGAGUCAAAGAAAGAGAAAAUCAACGUAGAAGGCGAGAAAUUGCUCGACAAGGAAUUACUGAUUAUCAUCGUAUUUCAGAGUAUAAUAUAGUUGAAAAAGAUUAUUUAGGAUUAAUGAAUAUUUUAUGCAAACACUGCCAAGCCAAUCAUUUCAAAGAUGAGAAAGUUUCAAAUAAAGGAUUAUCAUUCAAUGACUGCUGUGGUCAUGGAACGGUAACGUUGGAUCCAUUCCCAGAUUUUCCACGUGAACUUUUGACUUUAUUCAAUGGAGAACACAAUCAAUCAUCAAUUUUUUUCAAUCACAUACGAAAUUAUAAUAGUUGUUUAUCAUUUGCUUCAUUUAAUGCUAAUUUAGUUAAUUUUCAAUCGCGUCGAUCAGCUCCAUACUGUUUUAAAAUUCAAGGCCAAAUCUAUUAUCAAAUAAAUACAGCUUUAUAUCCUAGCGAUGGUGAAAAUCCGCCGUAUGGACAACUUUUUAUAAUCGAUCAAAACGAAGCUAUAGAUUAUCGAUUGCAACAAAAUCCCCUUAUAGAUUAUGAAUUAAUGUCAAUUUUAGAUAAUAUUAUUCGCAAUGAGAACAGUUAUGCCAAAUCUUAUGAAAUGAUGAAAGAUGAAAUUAGGAUACAACAGCUAAUAACAGAUAUGAGAAAUGAUUCUUCCCCUUCGGAACUUCAAUUAUUAUUUUCAUUGAAACCUGGCCAAGAUAGUCGUAGAUAUAAUUUUGAACAAGUCAAUGAAGUUGCUGCAAUAUUUUCAACAACUGCUGACGGAGAAAUACCUGAAUCAUACAUUACCAUAAGAAAUAAGAAUACAAAAAACUUAGAAAUAGUUAGUUCUUUGGAUCCUAACGUAGAACCAUGGAUUUACCCUUUAUUUUACCCAUAUGGUACACGUGGUUGGCAUACAAACAUGUAUCGUGAAAAUUCUAAUCGUAAAAUUACACGUUUAGAUUAUACUAAAUAUAAAAUAGCUAUUAGAGAAGAUGAAUUUAAUCCUAUUAUACGAGGACGAAGAUUACUCCAACAAUGGGUUGUAGAUAGUUAUGUGAAAAUUGAAAAACAUAGAAUUCAAUACUGCAAAAAUCAUCAAAAAGAAUUACGAGCUGAUACGUACAAAGGAUUACAUGAUCACAUAAGUAAUAGUGCAAAUGAUAUUAAUGGUCACGUAGGCAAGACUAUAAUUCUUCCUUCAUCGUUUACUGGCUCACCUCGGUACAUGCAACAAUGUUAUCAAGAUGCAAUGGCUAUUGUUAAUGAAACAGGAAAACCAGAUAUUUUCCUCACAAUGACUUGCAACCCAAAUUGGCCAGAAAUAUCAGAAAAUUUGUUGCCAGGUCAACAAGCUGCUGACAGACCAGAUUUAGUAGCCAGAGUUUUCGAUUUGAAAAAAGACCGAUUACUUGAUAUCGUUGUAAAGAAAGCUUUUUUUGGAAAAGUUUCAUCCUACGUGUAUGUUAUUGAGUUCCAGAAAAGAGGAUUACCGCACAUGCAUUUAUUAAUUACAUUAGAACAAGGAUACAAAAUGACCACAGCUGACAUAGUUGAUGAAUUCAUAUCAGCUGAAAUACCAAUGAAUCUAAACGAACCACGUUUAUUCGAUAUCGUUAUGAGAAAUAUGAUACAUGGACCUUGUGGCAACUGGUGCAUAAAGGAGGGAAAAUGUUCCAAAAAUUUUCCAAAAGACUUUCAUCAACAUACUACUUUAGAUGAAAACGGUUACCCUCAUUAUCGCAGAACAGAUACGGGCAUUGUUCACGAAUGUCCUAAUGGGCAUAAAGUAGAUAACAGAUGGGUAGUUCCAUAUUGUGCCAAAUUGUUAUUAAUGUUUGACUGUCAUAUCAACGUUGAAGUUGUUUCAAGUAUAAAAGCUGUUAAAUAUUUGUAUAAAUAUAUUUAUAAAGGGCACGAUGCUGCUACCGUUGUAAUUGGACAAGCGGAAAGUGGUAGUACUAUUUAG
Phymastichus coffea is the source of this 2010-nucleotide messenger RNA. RefSeq lists its product as uncharacterized. The record is from RefSeq and is a predicted model, not a curated record. Bases 1 to 2010 code for a protein of 669 amino acids. NCBI's taxonomy places the organism in Eukaryota, Metazoa, Arthropoda, Insecta, Hymenoptera, Eulophidae. The transcript has a single exon.